AUGGCAAAAGAUGAAGAAGAUUCCACGAGGUCAUGGCGUCUUUUCACUUCUGAAGAUAUGGUUCAAGGUUACAAGCCAAAAAGUGUUAGGAAGCGCAAAAAAAUUGCAGAGAAAGAGAAUGUCUUUGGGAAUGCGGCUAAUAGAUUUUCUUUUCCUCUGAGUCCACUGACACCAAACAGCUUAGGUGCAUCACAAACAGCAAAUACAACUCCUGAGACUUUAAACAGUAGGACAUCCACCUUGGAAUAUGGAGGCCUUGGCAACAGGACUAUUCUUAAUAGCACACCACAAAAUCAAAUAUCAACACCAACAACUCCGCUCUCUAACAUUACUAAUGUCCUGGGAAGUCCACUACUCACUAAUAGGAGCACAACUAAGACAUCCAUUUUGGAAGAUGGAGGCCUUCCGAACAGGACUAUUUUUAAUAAGACAGCGCAAAAUCAAAUCUCAACCCCAAGAACUCCGCUCUCUAACAUUACUAAUGUUCUGGGAAAUCCACUACUUACUAAUAGAAGCACAACCAAUGUACAUUUUGGGAAUGGAACUCAAGAAUCAAGAAAAAACCUUCUCUCCAGCAUUUCAUCUCAUAAUGGAAAACUGAAGGUCGGUGAUAAUUUAACACGUACUGGGAACGCUGUGAAGAAAAGAUUUCAAGAAACAACAAAAAACCUUUUUCCUGAAAGAUCAUCUCAGAAUGAAGAGAAGACCAGAUAUCUGGAAGAUGAUGACAUUGAGUGUUCCAUUGCUACGGACUGUGUGUUAUCUGAAGAUUCCGAUAGUGAAUUCGGUUGUGAUUCUUCCAGCACUGAUGAAGAUUACAACCCUGAAAUGGAUGGACAUUCGGACAGUGAAAGCGAAUUUGAUACAAUCAGAGCACUUCAAGAGGAAUAUGUUAGCCUUGGAAGUCCAGAAUCUAUAUGUCCAAAAUGUAACGCACGGCUUUGGAAAGAAGAGCGCACGAAUAAAAAAGUCACAAAAGGAAGUCCAAUUUUCUCAAUUUGCUGCAAGAAGGGAGAUGUUAGCCUUCCUCCGACUCCUCCCACUCCGGAUUAUCUACUGGAACUCUAUACUAAUAAGGAAACUGCAGCUAAUUUCCAGCGUAGCAUCAGGCUAUACAAUGCCAUGUUCGCUUUUACAUCAACAGGUGGCAAUGUUGACCACUCUAUAAACAAUGGGAGAGGUCCAUAUGUCUACCGACUAAAUGGUCAGAACCAUCAUGUUUUUGGCCAGUUAAUUCCUGAUGAUGGCCAACCACCAAAGUAUUGUCAACUCUACAUUUACGAUACAACCAAUGAAGUUAAUAAUAGACUUCGUUGGGUUAAUGUUGAAGAUCAGAAAACAGUUGAUAAGAAUGUCAUUGAAGGUCUUAUCAGCAUGCUGGAUGAGACCAAUGAAUUGGUUGAGAAAUUCCGUAUGGCAAGAGACAGAUUUGAGCAAGCUGACUUUAUUGAUUUAAAGGUAGAACUCAAGGUCUGCAGAUCACAGAGUGGCAGAGAAAAUCAUAUAUCAUCAUCUGAUGAGGUAGCUGGAAUAAUGGUUGGGAAUUCUGACAACACCACUCCAGAUCGCGACAUAAUAGUAGAGCAGAAAUUUGGUGGCUUAAAGAGAAUAUCGUAUAUUAAUCCGAAGCUCAUGGCUCUGCAAUAUCCUCUUCUCUUCCCAAACGGUGAGGAUGGUUACCACGAUCGGAUACCUUUUCAAAGUGCAGACAAGAAUGCUCCAAAGGAUUCAGACAUGAUUUCAAUGAAGGACUACUAUGCAUACAGAUUUCAAGUUAGAGCAAAUGAAGGCCUGACUCCUAGAUUAGGAGGAAGACUUUUCCAACAGUACAUGGUUGACGCUUUCUCCUCAAUUGAGCAGACGAGGUUGUGGUGGUUUCGUACUCACCAAACAAUAUUGCGUAAUGAAUUGUAUACGCAUAUUUCUGAUUCUGUUAGGAAAGGCGAUGCAAACUCCGCGAAUGUUGGUAAAGGUGUGAUAUUGCCUGCUGGAUAUGUUGGUUCAAAGCGCUACAUGCAGCAAAACUUCCAGGAUGCGCUUGCUGUCUGUCGCCAUGUUGGACACCCUGAUAUUUUUCUGACGAUGACCUGCAAUUCAAUGUGGGAUGAAAUACUUAAGAUGAUGACCUAUGUGCCUUGA
Daucus carota subsp. sativus is the source of this 2139-nucleotide messenger RNA. RefSeq lists its product as uncharacterized. Bases 1 to 2139 code for a protein of 712 amino acids. The transcript is spliced from 9 exons. Lineage: Eukaryota; Viridiplantae; Streptophyta; Magnoliopsida; Apiales; Apiaceae. The record is from RefSeq and is a predicted model, not a curated record.